GGGAAGGGAGGCUGGGUGAGUGACGGCCCAGCCUACUUUUUAAUAGCUUUGUCAUGUGACUGGAGACUGUAGUAAGACAGGUGCCUUUAGUUCACUCUCAGUAAGCUGGUUGCCUGCAUGAGUGUGCUCUCUGUGUCACUGUGGAGGAGUUGAAAAAGCUUGACUGGCGUCAUUCAAGAGCUGGAUGGCGUGGGACAUGUGCAGCCAGGACUCUGUAUGGAGUGAUAUCGAGUGUGCUGCUCUGGUUGGUGAAGACCAGCCUCUUUGCCCAGAUCUUCCUGAACUUGAUCUUUCUGAACUAGAUGUGAACGACUUGGACACAGAUAGCUUUCUGGGUGGACUCAAGUGGUGCAGUGACCAAUCAGAAAUCAUAUCCAACCAGUACAACAAUGAGCCUUCAAACAUAUUUGAGAAGAUAGAUGAAGAAAAUGAAGCAAACUUGCUAGCAGUCCUCACAGAGACACUGGACAGUCUCCCUGUGGACGAAGAUGGAUUGCCCUCAUUUGACGCACUGACAGAUGGAGACGUGACCACUGACAACGAGGCCAGUCCUUCCUCCAUGCCUGAGGGCACCCCUCCGCCUCAGGAGGCAGAAGAGCCCUCUCUACUUAAGAAGCUCUUACUGGCACCGGCAAACACUCAGCUGAGUUAUAAUGAAUGCAGUGGUCUCAGUACCCAGCACCAUGCAAACCACAAUCACAGGAUCAGAACAAACCCUGCAGUUGUUAAGACCGAGAAUUCAUGGAGCAAUAAAGCGAAGAGCAUUUGUCAACAGCAAAAGCCACAAAGACGUCCCUGUUCAGAGCUUCUCAAGUAUCUGACCACAAAUGAUGACCCUCCUCACACCAAACCCACAGAAACCAGGAAUAGCAGCAGAGACAAAUGCACCUCCAAAAAGAAGUCCCACACACAAUCACAGUCGCAACAUGUACAAGCCAAACCAACAACUUUAUCUCUUCCUCUGACCCCAGAGUCACCAAAUGACCCCAAGGGUUCCCCAUUUGAGAACAAGACUAUUGAACGAACCUUAAGUGUGGAACUCUCUGGAACUGCAGGCCUAACUCCACCUACAACUCCUCCUCAUAAAGCCAACCAGGAUAACCCUUUCAGGGCUUCUCCAAAGCUGAAGUCCUCCUGCAAGACUGUGGUGCCACCGCCAUCAAAGAAGCCCCGGCACAGUGAGUCUUCUGGUGUCCCAGUUAAUAACUCCACCAAGAAGGGGCCCGAGCAAUCCGAGCUGUAUGCACAACUCAGCAAGUCCUCGGUGCUCGGAAGUGGACAAGAGGAGAGAAAGACUAAGCGGCCCAGCCUACGGCUGUUUGGUGACCAUGACUAUUGUCAGUCCAUUAAUUCCAAAACGGAAAUAAUUAUUAAUAUUUCACAAGAGCUCCAAGACUCUAGACAACUAGACUAUAAAGAUGCCUCUUCUGCCUGGCAGGGGCAGAUUUGUUCUUCCACAGAUUCAGACCAGUGCUACCUGAGAGAGACUUUGGAGGCCAACAAGCAGCCUUCUCCUUGCAGCACCAGAAAACAGCUCCAGGACCAGGAAAUCCGAGCCGAGCUGAACAAGCACUUCGGUCAUCCCAGUCAAGCUGUUUUUGAUGAUGAAUCAGACAAGACCAGUGAAUUGAGGGACAGUGAUUUCAGUAAUGAACAAUUCUCCAAACUACCUAUGUUUAUAAAUUCAGGACUAGCCAUGAAUGGCCUGUUUGAUGACAGCGAAGAUGAAAGUGAUAAACUGAGCUACCCUUGGGAUGGCACGCAAUCCUACUCAUUGUUUGAUGUGUCGCCUUCCUGCUCUUCCUUUAACUCUCCGUGUAGAGAUUCUGUGUCGUCAUCCAAAUCCUUAUUUUCUCAAAGACCCCAAAGGAUGCGCUCUCGUUCAAGGUCCUUUUCUCGGCACAGGUCGUGUUCCCGAUCGCCAUAUUCCAGAUCAAGGUCAAGGUCCCCAGGCAGUAGAUCUUCUUCAAGAUCCUGCUACUACUAUGAAUCAAGCUUCUACAGACAUCGCAUGCACCGAAACUCGCCUUUGUAUGUGAGAUCACGUUCAAGAUCGCCCUACAGCCGUAGGCCCAGGUAUGACAGCUACGAGGCGUAUCAGCACGAAAGGCUGAAGAGGGAAGAAUACCGGAAAGAAUAUGAGAAGCGGGAAUCAGAAAGGGCCAAACAGAGGGAGAGACAGAGGCAGAAAGCAAUUGAAGAGCGCCGUGUGAUUUACGUUGGUAAAAUCAGACCUGACACAACACGGACAGAACUGAGGGACCGCUUUGAAGUUUUUGGUGAAAUUGAGGAGUGCACAGUAAAUCUGCGGGAUGAUGGAGACAGCUAUGGUUUCAUCACCUACCGUUACACCUGUGAUGCUUUCGCUGCUCUUGAAAAUGGAUAUACUUUGCGCAGGUCAAACGAAACCGACUUCGAGCUGUACUUUUGUGGACGCAAGCAAUUUUUCAAGUCUAACUAUGCAGACCUAGAUUCAAACUCAGAUGACUUUGACCCUGCUUCCACCAAGAGCAAGUAUGACUCUCUGGAUUUUGAUAGUUUACUGAAAGAAGCUCAGAGAAGCUUGCGCAGGUAACAUGUUUCCUGGAUAAGGAUGGCAGAGAGAUGGUGAAUACCUCACGGACAGCGUGUCCUUCCUGGACAGACUAUUGCAAGUCAUACUUAGGAAGUUCUCUGACUUUACAAUCUCUGUACAAAAACAAAACAACAACAAUACAGCGAUACAACAACAAACAACAACAACAACAACAAUGGUUUACAUGAACACAGCUGCUGAAGAGGCAAGAGACAGAGUGAUAUCCAGUAAGCACAUGCUCAUUCAUGGGUGUCGGCUUUGCUUUCCCUGGAGUCUCUUGGUGACAGUGUGUGUGUGUGUGUGUGUGUGUGUGUGUGUGUAUGUGUGUGUGAGGACUGGGGCCACCUGACCAGAGCGUGCAAGGGCAAACCGCUUCAAAUGGCAGCAGUUCCACGAAGACACACUUACAACCUAGAACUUCAAAAUGCUCAGAUUCUAUUCAAAAGGAAAAAACAUAUAUGUAUACAAAUUGAAAAGGAAAGAAAACCUACUCACCAACCACACACCACCCUAAAAUGACACCUGCUGAUGUCUGGGCAUCAGCCUCCUACUUUUUAAGAAAGUGCAAAAUCAACUUGAAGCAAACUUUCUCUCUAACGUUAAUGAUUAUCUGACAGCCCUGAAGAAACCACAGGUUCCAUAGAAGCUCCCUCUAUCUCUGUCUUGUCUCUGUCUUUCUCUUUCCUUCUCUGUCUCUGUCUCUCUGUCUCUGUCUCUGUCCCUCUCUGUCUCUGUUUCCCUCUCUCUCUCUCUCUCUCUCUCUCUCUCUCUCUCUCUCUCUCUCUUUCUUUUCUUUUUUGCCAUGGAAUCUGGGUGGGAGAGGAUACUGCGAGCACCAAAAUGCUAAACUUCCCUAACAUUUUGAAGAUUCUGUAGUUCAUCCUUUGUCCUGACACCCAUGUAAAUGUCCAAAAUGUUGACUUUCCACUGCAAAUUUUAACAGCCUUGUCAAUGGUCAAGCGUGCAGCUUGCUGGACAAUUCUUUCUGAGGAGCGGACGCGGUGUUACAUUGCUAAUGAGAGUUGAGUAGAACUCUCCGGAUGUGUUCGGAUAGUGUAAUUGCUACAUUCUCUGAUGUAGUUGAGUAUUUACAGAUGUUAAAUGGAGUAUUUUUAUUUUAUGUACAUAUGAUACAACAAUGUUCUUUUUUGUUACAGCUAUGCACUGUAAAUGCAGCCUUCUUUUCAAAACUGCUAAAUUUUUCUUAAUCAAGAAUACUCAAAUGUAAUUAUGAGGUGAAACAAUUAUUGUACACUAACAUAUUUAGAAGCUGAACUUACUGCUUAUAUAUAUUUGAUUGUAAAAAAACAAAACAAAACAAAACAAAAGACCGUGUGUGUAUCCGUUGAGUGCAACUACAACAAAAUGAUGCUUUACGCACAUCCAUUCUUCUUAGGUGAGCUUCGAUCUAAGCAUCUUGUCCGAAAAUAUCCUGGUCCCCUAAAGGUAUUAACCACUUCUGCGAUAUUUUUCCACAUUUUCUUGUUGCUUGUUUUUCUUUGAAGUUUUAUACACUGGAUUUGUUAGGGGAAUGAAAUUUUCUCAUCUAAAAUUUUUCUAGAAGAUAUCAUGAUUUUAUGUAAAGUCUCUCAAUGGGUAACCAUUAAGAAAUGUUUUUAUUUUCUCUAUCAACAGUAGUUUUGAAACUAGAGGUCAAAAAAUCUUUUUAAAAUGCUGUUUUGUUUUAAUUUUUGUGAUUUUAAUUUGAUACAAAGUGCUGAGGUAAUAAUUACAGUAUGAUUUUUACAAUAAUUAAUGUGUGUCUGAAGACUAUCUUUGAAGCCAGUAUCUCCUUCCCUUGGCAGAGUAUGAUGAUGGUAUUUAUCUGUAUUUUUUACAGUUAUGCAUCCUGUAUAAAUACUGAUAUUUCAUUCCUUUGUUUACUAAAGAGACAUAUUUAUCAGUUGCAGAUAGCCUAUUUAUUAUAAAUUAUGAGAUGAUGAAAAUAAUAAAGCCAGUGGAGAUUUUCUACCUAGGAUGCAUGGCGACUGUCAGGUUGGAGUGUAAGUUCUUCCUUUGGGAAACUCAGCUUUCGCAGAAGCAGUGUCCCUAUUGCACUAGCAUGGCCUCUGAUGUGACCAUGACGUUGUUCUUGAUGACAUUGCUUCUCCUAAAUUCAAUAAAAAAAUAAAAAAUAAAAAAUAAAAAACUUCAGAAAAAAAAAAAAAAAAAAACUCCAUUUUGAGCAUCAGGAUUUCAUCUGAAUGUGGAGUCCCGGGAAUGGAUUCACUAAAGUUCCAAGUGCGUAUUCAAGUUACUCAAUCGAGAUUCGAUUCCCGUUUGGCUUACAUGACUUUUCCGGAAGACGUGAUAUACUUACUACUUAAUUGUUCUUUUCCUUUCUCUCACCUAACAUGAUCUUGUCAAAUCGGCUUCAGCCCACCCCCACCCCAGGCCAAUGCAGCUAAUUUUGAGAGCUGCAUUCAUGUAUCACCAGCAUAUUGUGUUCUGAGUGAAUCCACUGUCUGUCCUGUCGGAUGCUUGCUUGAGUUUUUGGCUUCUUAUUUCUAAGUAGAUAGAAAGCAAUAAAAAUACUAUGAAAUAAAAGAACUUGUUCACAGGUUCUGCGUUACAACAGUAACACAUCUUUAAUCCGCCUAAUUCUUGUUGUUCUGUAGGUUAAAUGCAGGUAUUUUAACUCUUUGUGAACGCCAAACUAAAGUUUACAGUCUUUCUUUCUGAAUUUUGAGUAUCUUCUGUUGUAGAAUAAUAAAGACUAUUAAGAGCAAUAAAUUAUUUUUAAGAAAUCAAUAUUUAUUAAAUCCUAUUAUGUGUUCAAGGAUCAGAUGCAUUCUCUAUUUUGCCUUUAAAUUUUUGUGAUCCAAUUUUAAAUACAUUCUCCUUUUAGCCCUGGAUUGUUAACAGUGAAAUACUUGGUUUCUUUUCUUACUUCUCAAAAGACAACACUACAGACUCCAUGUUUCAGAUUAAUUUAUCUCCCUGUGACCUAACAAAUACUGUUAUCAUGAAGAUAGGUUUCCACCAUGAACUUCAAAUCGCAUCUAAAGUUAGUGACGCUUUUUGUAUCUUAUGCAGACACUGUGGGUAGCCCAUCAAAAUGUAAGCUGUGUUCCUGUUUUUCCUUUUUUUAAAAAUUUUUUUUGGGAGUGAAUAUUUCAAAUGAGCACAUGCACCCCAUCAUCAUUGGAGGCAAAUUUCAGCAUAGAUCUGUAGGAUUUUUUAGAUGACCAUGGGCCAUUGCCUUCACGCUGUGGUAAGUACCACAUCUACAAUCUUGGUAAUCGAAUUGGUGCUUUAGAAAUGUGGGUUUUUUAAAAAGAGAUGUAGCAGAAUAACUCUUCCAAUACAACAAAAUCAAUUAUUGCUAAAUGACUCUGAGAACAACUGUUGGGCUGUCAACAUUCAAAGUAGCAGAGAGGGAACUUUGCACUAUUGGGGUAUGAUGUUUGGGUCAGUUGAAAAAAGGAAACCUUUUCAUGCCUUUAGAUGUGAGCUUACAGUAGGUAAUGAUUAUGUGUCCUUUUUUGAUGGCUGUAACGAGAACUUCAAUCACUGUAGUCUAAGACCUGAUCUAUAGAUGACCUAGAAUAGCCAUGUAAUAUAAUGUGAUGAUUCUAAAUUUGUACCUAUGUGACAGACAUUUUCAAUAAUGUGAACUGCUGAUUUGAUGGAGCUACUUUACGAUUUGUAGGUGAAAGUGUAAUACUGUUGGUUGAACUAUGCUGAAGAGGGAAAGUGAGAGAUUAGUUGAGCCCUUGCUGGGCUUUUUUUCCACCUGCCAAUUCUACAUGUAUUGUUGUGGUUUUAUUCAUUGUAUGAAAAUUCCUGUGAUUUUUUUUAAAUGUGCAGUACACAUCAGCCUCACUGAGCUAAUAAAGGGAAACGAAUGUUUCAAAUCUA
Messenger RNA from Cavia porcellus (domestic guinea pig), 6436 nucleotides. RefSeq names its product PPARG coactivator 1 alpha (gene Ppargc1a). Lineage: Eukaryota; Metazoa; Chordata; Mammalia; Rodentia; Caviidae. The coding region runs from base 185 to 2575 and encodes 796 amino acids. Gene Ontology annotation, molecular function: transcription factor binding; RNA binding. Gene Ontology annotation, cellular component: nucleus. The transcript is spliced from 13 exons. Gene Ontology annotation, biological process: positive regulation of transcription by RNA polymerase II. The record is from RefSeq and is a predicted model, not a curated record.